AUUAAUACUGCCUUUGUGACCACAACCAACCUUGUAGGCCCUGCAACUGCCAAACCUACAACAAGUACUGCCACUACUCUUGCAUAUUCAUCUACAACUACAGAUUUCACAAAUCACACAGCCGCAAAACUUCCUUCCACUCCCACAACCACUGGUAUCACAACAACCCCCACAACCUCAAAAGUUACUUUAAGUCCUCUGACAAGUUACACAACUUCAGUCCAUGGGACCAGAACCACAUUGUUAACCCAUACAACUCUCAAAGCCAUGACAAAGCCUCCUGCUACUACAGUUGCACCACCUGGCUCAACUACUGCAUCCUUACAUACAAACCCCACUUCCACAACUACAUCUCCAGCUAACAUUUUGGAUAGAUCAACCACAUCACCCGACACAACUGCUACAGCUUCAGAUCUUACAAAUCAACCCAGAUCAACAGACCCAGCAGCCCUAAUAUCAGUCUCAACUGCCUCCAGUACCAGUUCAGAACCCACUACUACAGGCAUACCAUCAUAUGCCAGGACAAUACACACUGACUCAACGCCCACAACAAAAAACAAAAUGCCAUCCUUCACAACUUCUGUUUCUUCUACAACUGCCUCAGCUACAUCUGCAGCCACACCAUCCACAAACACAAAUAUUUCCUCUGCCCCAACAACCACAAAUAUUAAUACUGCCUUCAUAACGAUAACAGACAUUUUAGCACAUACAACUCACAAACCCAUGACAAAAUCUCCUGCCGUGACACUUGUAACUUCUGCUUCAACUGCUACAUCCCCACAUACAAGCUCCACUUCAACAGCUACAUCUCUAACCACCAUUUUGGAAAAAUCAUCCACAUCAGACCACACAACAACCACUACAGCUUCAGCUCUUUCAAAUGAACCCAAGUCAACAGGUCCAGCAGUUAAAACUUCUGCCUUCACUAUCACCAGUACCAGUUUAGAACCCACAACAUCAGCGAUACCCUCACCUGCCAGGACAACACACACUGAAUCAGGGUUCACAACUAAAGAUAAAGUUCCAUCCUCCAUAGGUUCUGUUUCCUCUACCACUCCAUCAGCUACAUCACCAGCCACAGAGUCCUCAACCACAAAUGCUUCUUCUUCUCCAGUAACCACUGAUAUUAAUACUGCCUCCAUGAAAAAAUCAUCUGCUGCUACACGUCUACCUUCUGGCUCAACUGCGACACCUCCACACACAAGCUCCACUUCUAAAGCUACAUCUCAAGUCAGCAUUAUGAAUAGUUCAACCUCAUUAGCCCAAACAAAAACUACUAUAGCUUCCACUCCUACUAAUGAACCCAAAUCAACAGACCCAGCAGCCAUAAAUUCAGUCCUUACCACCACCAGUUCCGGAUUAGAACCCACAACUACAGGUGUACCCUCAAAUACCAGGACAACACACCCUGAUUCAGGGCCUACAACUAAAGACAAAACAUCAUCCUCCACAGCUUUGGUUUCCUCUACAACUGCCUCAGCUACGUCUGCAGCCACAGCAUCCACAAAUACAAAUAUUUCUUCUGCACCGGCAACCACAAAUAUUAAUACUGCCUUCAUAAGGAUAACAGACAUUUUAGCCCAUACAACUCACAAACCCAUGACAAAAACUUCUGUUUCAACACUUGAACCUUCUGGUUCAUCUACAGCGUCCCCACGUACAAGCUCCACUUCAACAGCUACAUCUCAAGCCGAUGUUAAUGAUACAUCAACAACAUUAACCCACACAACCACUACUACAACUUCAUCUCUUAAUAAUGAACCCAAAUCGACAGACCAAGCAAUCAUAACAUCAGUCUUCACUGCCACCAGUAACAGUUUAGAACCUACAACUAUAGGCAUACCCUCAACUGCCAAGACAAUACACACUGAUUCAGGGCCUACAACUAAAAACAAAAUAACAUCCUCCACAAAUUCUGUUUUCUCUACUCCUCCCUCAGCUAUAUCUACAGCUACAAAUGUUACUUCAGCCCCUAUAGCCACUAAUAUUAAUACUGCCUUUGUGACCACAACCAACCUUGUAGGCCCUGCAACUGCCAAACCUACAACAAGUACUGCCACUACUCUUGCAUAUUCAGCUACAACUACAGAUUUCACAAAUCACACAGCCGCGAAACUUCCUUCCACUCCCACAACCACUGCCCAGAUCAACAGACCCAGCAGCCCUAAUAUCAGUCUCAACUGCCUCCAGUACUAG
Molecule: messenger RNA, 2196 nt
Organism: Anguilla anguilla (European eel)
Lineage: Eukaryota; Metazoa; Chordata; Actinopteri; Anguilliformes; Anguillidae
Product: mucin-5AC-like
Exons: 2
Coding region: 562-2196 (544 amino acids)
Source: RefSeq, a predicted model, not a curated record